AUGACCUGAUUCGUUGUUUGCCAACCGUCAAUAAACACCAAAAGAGUUAAGCUAAAUGUGAUGCUAGCAGCUUUAGCUUUCUUUCGUUCUGCUUGAAGCCAUCCUAGAGAGUCAGACCAUCUGUGAGCUGAACAUAUGAGUGUUUGCAGUAAAAAUAUCUCCAGUCUGGAUUCAACACGAGGUUUUUAACGAGCUCCUGCUGAAGAAACAUUCACAGAGUUUAAAGAAAUCUUCAAGUCUGAGGAAGAGAUGGAUGAUCAGAUACCGGUUUUUACCCGGACACCUCAAAUCAUCUUAUAUCGAACAGACCACCUACUGGAUCGUGUUUGGAAAGAUGAGGUUUGCUUUGACCAGCAGCUCUGUAAACCUGAGACAUGUCCCAGUUUGGACCAGGAGGAACCAGAACCUCUGCACCUGAAAGACAAGCAGCAAAAGCCAGAACAUCCCUGGACUAAAGAGGAACCAUUGGAGCUCUGCAUGAGUGAACAUAAAGAGCAUCUUGAACUGAAGGAGGAGACUGAAGAUUCAUUAAUGUUGACUCCUAAUUAUGAAGAAAAGAACCACAUUCAACCAGAACCAAUCAGUAACCAAGUGGUCUCUCAGAUCUUUAAAAAAGAUUCCUUUAUUCCAAAGAAAAUCUUGACUCAAGACUUGAAAAGUCACAUAGGUGAGAAACGUUUUCUGUGUCGGACAUGUGGAAAACGUUUUUAUAAAAAGAGAGAUUUAACAGAUCACAUGAAGAUUCAUUCAGGUGAGAGACCUUUCAAAUGUUGGCUCUGUAGAAACAGUUUCACUACAAAAGUUGUUCUGGACUCUCAUGUCAGAACCCACACAGGGGUGAAGCGAUUUUCUUGUGCCAUUUGUGGCAAAGGCUUUAGUCGAAAUUAUACUAUGAAUUAUCACAUGAGGCGCCACAAAAAUGAAAGGCCUUUUCCCUGGAAUACCCGUGAGAAAACGUACACAUCAAAUGAUCCAUUGAGCAAUAAUACAGUUGAGAAUCCCUUUUUAUGUGGGAUCUGUGGAAAAGCUUUCCAAGAAAGCAAUAGCUUAAGAACUCACCUGAUGACUCACACAAAAGAGACACCGUUUCAGUGCAGAACAUGUGGAAAAAGUUACAAAGAAAAAGUACAUUUCACAAUUCACAUGAAAACUCAUACAGAUGGGAAGCUUUGUUCUUUCUGUGGAAAAACGUUCACAACCAAGUCUAAUUUUGAAAGACACGUCAGAAUUCACACGAGUGAGAAACCUUUCUCUUGUACAAUUUGUGACAAAGGCUUUAUUCAAAAAGAGCAUUUGGCUUAUCACAUGACGCAUCACACAGAUGAUAGGCCUUUUCCCUGUGAUGUCUGUGAAAAAUCUUUUAAAAGAAAGGAUGCAUUGAAGAGACACAUGAGAAUUCACACAGGUGAGAAACCCUUUUUGUGCAAGACCUGUGGAAGAGCAUUCAUCCACCAUAACAGCUUUAAAGCUCAUUUGCUAACUCACAAAUGAGGAGCCUUUUCAUUGUGAGACAUGCGGAUAAGGUUAUGAGAAAAACAGAUUAACACUUGGCAUCAGGCACAAAUGUAAAAUUCUGUAUUUGUCAGAAUGUUUUUCUUUAUUUUGUGGUAGAAAAUAAAGUCAAAGACAACAGAUUUUAGGUGGGAUUAAAAGGAAACCAAGUAUAAAGGACACUAAAUGAAUGAAUAAUAAAAAGGUAUGACUCAUGCCAUAGUGUCCUGUUAAUGCAA
Messenger RNA from Gambusia affinis (western mosquitofish), 1730 nucleotides. RefSeq names its product gastrula zinc finger protein XlCGF26.1-like. Gene Ontology annotation, biological process: regulation of transcription by RNA polymerase II. Lineage: Eukaryota; Metazoa; Chordata; Actinopteri; Cyprinodontiformes; Poeciliidae. The transcript has 2 exons. Bases 250 to 1491 code for a protein of 413 amino acids. The record is from RefSeq and is a predicted model, not a curated record. Gene Ontology annotation, molecular function: DNA-binding transcription factor activity; RNA polymerase II cis-regulatory region sequence-specific DNA binding.